This is a messenger RNA of Linum tenue, 834 nucleotides long. Lineage: Eukaryota; Viridiplantae; Streptophyta; Magnoliopsida; Malpighiales; Linaceae. The record is from the annotation of a GenBank genome assembly.
AUGGUUUCUCUAGAAACAGUUCAACCAGCAGUCAGUAAAUCCACCACCAUGGAUCAACCGACAUCAAGCCCUAGAAUCUCAUUCUCCUCCGAAUUCCUCGACGAGAACAACUUCAUCUCCAUCAGCCCCAACCACCGCCCCCUCGAAAUCGAAAACCAGAAACCUCCCCUAUCCCCAUCGCCGAUUCGAACCGCUGCGGAUCUCCAAUUCGAGUUCCUCUCCAACACCGGGCCGGCGACGCCGGCGGGGCACGCCAAGAUGCUGACCGCCGACGAGCUCUUCUUCCAAGGGAAGCUCCUCCCGUUCUGGCAAAUGCAGCAGCAGUCGGAGCGGCUCCACAAAAUCAGCCUCAAUUGCGACGACGCCGGAGAGGCGGCGAAUCCGGCGAGCAAAGAAGAAAAUGCGCCGACGGGGACGAGGGCGGCGGCGGUGAACUGGUUCGUGGACGACGAUCCGUCGCCGCGGCCGCCGAAUUGCACGGUACUGUGGAAGGAGCUGCUGAGGCUGAAGAAGAAGCAGAGGGCGGCGGCGUCGUCGCUCUCGCCUUCUUCGUCUUCGUCCUCCAAUUCCUCGUCUUCCAGCUCGCUCGCCGACGCCGCCGUCGCGGCGGAGGAGAAGAAGGAGAAGAAGAAGAAGGGGGAGAAAUUAGAAAGCAAGAGCAGUAAUAACACAAAUCAGGUGAAGAGGGCGGCGAAGAGAGGAUUGGAGAGGACGAGAUCGGCGAGCAUUCGGAUUAGGCCGAUGAUUAAUGUCCCGAUUUGCAGCCAGAGGAAGAGCAGCAGCGCAUUGCCGCCAUUCUUCCCGCUCAAGAAAGUCAGAGUAGUGGAGCGGUGA